CUCUACCAACUCUCAUGUGUCAUGGCCCUCUUUGUACCUCUACUUAUAAUAUUCUGGCUCCCUUCAAGUAAUUAUGCACAGGGUCCACCUUCUCCUGGCUACUACCCCAGUUCAAGAAUUGGCUCAAUAGGGUUCAACCAAGGAUUUAGGAACCUUUGGGGUCCUCAGCAUCAACAUAUAGACCAGGGAACACUCACUCUUUGGCUUGACAGAAACUCAGGAAGUGGUUUCAAAUCGCUUAGUCCCUAUUCAUCUGGUUAUUUUGGAGCCGCGAUCAAGCUCCAUCCCGGUUAUACUGCCGGAGUCAUAACCUCUUUCUAUCUUUCAAAUAGUGAAGAUCAUCCAGGAAACCAUGAUGAAAUCGACAUUGAAUUCCUUGGAACAACACAGAAUAAACCUUAUAUUUUGCAAACAAAUGUGUAUAUCAGAGGAAGUGGAGAUGGAAAAAUUAUAGGUAGAGAGAUGAAAUUUCGCCUUUGGUUCGACCCUACAAGAGAUUUCCAUAACUAUGCCAUACUCUGGAACCCUAGUGAGAUCAUGUAAGUACAUGGAAUUUAAUUUAGACUAUA
Olea europaea var. sylvestris is the source of this 569-nucleotide messenger RNA. RefSeq names its product probable xyloglucan endotransglucosylase/hydrolase protein 32. Gene Ontology annotation, molecular function: hydrolase activity, hydrolyzing O-glycosyl compounds. NCBI's taxonomy places the organism in Eukaryota, Viridiplantae, Streptophyta, Magnoliopsida, Lamiales, Oleaceae. Gene Ontology annotation, biological process: carbohydrate metabolic process. The transcript has 3 exons. The record is from RefSeq and is a predicted model, not a curated record. Bases 22 to 543 code for a protein of 173 amino acids.